This is a messenger RNA of Branchiostoma belcheri (Belcher's lancelet), 2889 nucleotides long. Its product is annotated as BTB/POZ domain-containing protein KCTD7-like. Gene Ontology annotation, biological process: protein homooligomerization. Bases 97 to 1482 code for a protein of 461 amino acids. The record is from RefSeq and is a predicted model, not a curated record. Gene Ontology annotation, molecular function: protein binding. The transcript is spliced from 3 exons. Lineage: Eukaryota; Metazoa; Chordata; Leptocardii; Amphioxiformes; Branchiostomatidae.
UAAUUUUUCUUUUAAGGUAUCACUUCAGAAAUUGGCUGAAUUUAACAAUCUAGAAAUAUACAUGAAUUUGCUGAUCACCCCUAUUUUUCUAAUGUGAUGUUCCGCCGGCCCCAUGUGACCUCGCUGUUAUCAGGCAUCAUGGCGGCGGAACCUGAGUUCCCUGCCGUGGUGGAACUGAAUAUCGGCGGCCACCACUACACCACCUCCCUGGCAACGCUACGCAAGUACGAGGACUCCAUGCUAGCCGCCAUGUUUAGCGGUCGCCACCACCUCGUAAAAGACAAGGACGGUCGCUACUUCAUUGACAGAAAUGGACAGAAUUUCGCGUACGUUCUGGACUUCAUCCGCCACGGUGAUUUACCGCCCGCCUCGCUCGCCAAGCAGGUUUAUAAAGAAGCCCAGUUCUAUGGUAUCGAGAAGUUGAAGAACUGUUUGGAAGGGAUGCAGCCGAUUAUCGGCGAACAGUUCCGCCAGAAGUUUAUUGACUACAUUCCGAACUACCGAGACAAUGUCGCUUCGAUGAUAACCCUAGCAGUAGGGAGAGCGGACGAGGUCUUAGCCAGAUUUCGUUACGGAAUGAUCCGGAUAUGUAUCAGCACACAGAAGCAGGAUCGAAUCCCGUUUACGCGCUGCAAAGUCGAAAAGAAGGCGGAUUUCAACUUCGAUGUCUCGGAACAGGAGUGGUCGGCAGAGGAACUUAUCCAGUGCAUCGCUCGAGACGUGGAAGAAAAGGGGUACGAGAUUGACUAUACCUUACAGGAGUGUAUUUGCGGUUGGUGCAUCCCCGGGAAAAAUCUGUACGACUUCCCUCCGGUGAUCGAGCUGAACGUUGGCGGUGCCCACCAUACGACAAGCCUGCGAACACUACGCAAGUAUGAAGACUCCAUGCUGGCCGCCAUGUUCAGCGGCAGACACCACCUUACGAAGGACAAAGAGGGAAGGUAUUUCGUCGACCGCAAUGGGACAUAUUUCGGGUACAUUCUAGACUUCCUUCGUAGCGAAGACCUUCCUCCGGCGGACUUGUCUCCGGAGAUAUACAAAGAAGCCCGUUAUUUUGGCCUGGACGCCCUGUGCAACUUGCUGCGAGACGUUCCGCCGUUGUUCGGCGAACACACGGGACGACAAGAGUUCAUCGCACGCUUACCUGAGUACCAGGAGAACGUAGAGAAACUUGUUCAAACAGCACGGGAGUCGGCGGUGGCAGCACGGGAGUCGAAAGCGGUGGUCUGCGUCUACAAGGCAGAUUCCAACCUGGACGCAGACAACCUGCACACGUGUAGGUACCAGUGGUGUGCCAGUUUCGGCCCGUGGAACGCCACGCCUGGUAUCAACGAUCUCUUGGACAGCAUUACCGUAGACCUGAAGGACAGGAGGUAUAAUGUGGAGUACGCGAGGAAGGGAGAGUGCGGCAUCCAGCUUGGAGAGCUGUCGUGGCAGUCCUGUCCAAAGCAGUUCUACGAAUUCACUUUCAAGUGGUGGUAGAGCUCAUGAACUAGGCCUAGGAAAAAAAUGUUGUCUUUCCUGUUUCAUGACCGACCCUAGAAAAAAGUGCUGACCCUACCUUUCUUUUUGGGAAGACCCCUGCAAGGGACAUACAUUUUUUGAGCUGAUUGACCAUCUCUAUUUUCAGGAUUGAAACAGGAAGCACAACAUUUUUUUCCUAGGCCCUAGUGUAUUGCUAGUAAUACACAUGUACUGCUAGUGUAUUUUUCCAUUCAACUGUUGAGAUUAUAAAAGUAAACAAGCAAUAAGAACUUGUUGAACCCGCUUGACACCCAACAAGGAGCAUUUUCUUACUUUCCAAAUGGCUAGUUGUCAUUAAUUUGACUUUCAAAGACCAGCAACCUCUUUUAUCUGAGUUGAGUCAUGCCUAACCUUCUCAAGUGUCUUUGUGUGUUAUUGUUGUUUUUAAACGUAGAUGGAACGCAUACCAAUUUUAAGUACCACUGUGGCCAAAGUUUACUUAUGGAAACCACUUUCAGACCAGGUAAUCUGGUUUCUGAAAAUCCAGAAUGCAGGGUCACAAUGAAGCUUUGGAAAAACUGACUGUACUCUCAAGAUAGGGUUAGAACAUAUAUGUACACGUAUAGAUGUAUAGAUUUGUAAUGGUUUACAAGGAUAUCUAUAUUUAUAGUGUUUGUAAUGUAUUACCAUGGAGUCUUUGCACUUCAUUUGGCACAAUGUAUGUAGGUAUGUCUACUAGUAUGUUGAAUAGGGAAUUUCUGCAGUAGUCAAUCCUAUGCAAUAUUGUAUGAGAGAGAGAGCAAAGUUACUAGUAUUUUAUUGUGUCCACAGCUUGUGCAUACUACCAGUAUGUACAUGUAUGUGUGCGUCAGAACUAAAUAUGCUUGUUUGCUACAGUGUUAUUAUGUGAGAAUACUUAGUCUAGUCCUGAUGAUAAUCUCAGGGAGGAAGAGCAAUGUAAGAUGCAUAGGAGCACUGCCAGAGGUGAAUUGAGAAGUUAGUUUAAGUUAUUAAAUUGUUGCUGGGCUUUUUAGGGGUUCCUUGUUUCAUAGCGUGGUCAAAUUAAAAUGCUAUACUGGUCCUGGGACGAUAGGGGAUUGUACAUCCAAUGGAAGUCUUCUCAUACAGUCAGUUGCAGCAUGUAUUUGUUAGUCCACUAAGGUAACAAAGUAGAUUAGGUGACAAACACCACACCCACAGAGUGCUAAGGGUUAAUAAGUAGCAUAUUGUUACUUUCUUCUGUUGUACGUGUUGUUUUGUGUGAUGUUAUGUCAAUAGCAUUAUUUCUUUACAGUGUUACUGUAUUCAAUCUACAAUAUGCUGUAACUUAUUAUACAUUGUAUGAUAAUUAUACAUGGUAUACAUGUUAUUUUUUUUAGAAUUUUUGCACAGUUGAGGCAAGAAAAUUUGUACAAUCAUGAAAUU